UCAACAAUUUUGCAAUCAUGGCCGCCGAACUAAACAAACAUGGAGACAUGACCAAAACAAAAACACCAACUUGGAUAUAAAAUAAGCGAGUCGCUUACGACGUUAUUCACUUGUCAACUAGUUCAAGUACCAAAAUGUGGAAAAUUCUUGCGUUUGUGGCGACUUUAGCUAUUGGUGUUCGCAGUGACUGCAACAGGAACCUUAUCCCUGACCUCAGUUACAAGCUCAGUGGUACCAACCUCGCGUUUCCUUGCGAAGCCACCAAGAACAUCUACCUCCAAACCGGACGUUAUGUCCCGAAGAACGUCAUCGGGACCCGAAUGCAGAUUUACAAGGAGGACGCGAUUGUGGCCCUUCCGCGUUUCAAACAUGGCGUCCCUUUCACCCUUGCUAAAUUCAAUUUGAAACAGCGCGGUUGCCAUGCCACCCUUCAGCCCUUCCCGUGUUGGGCCAUCCAAGAGGAGGGGAAUUGCGACGCCCUGCAGAACGUUGUGGACAUCUUCCUCGACCCUUUGGACAUCCUCUGGGCUUUGGAUUUGGGGAUUUGCAACACUUUGGAGCAGCCGGUGAGGCGAUGCCCCCCGAAAAUCGUCGGGAUUAACGCCGCCACGGGUCAGGUGAUCAAAACUGUGGACCUCUCGCCCUUCAUGACCCCCCAGAGUCGCUUCCAGUACAUGAUCGUGGACUAUUCCAAGGACGGGAAAGCGUGGGUUUACGCUAGCGAUGCGGGGGCUGGGGGGAUCCUCGUUUAUGAUGUCUUUGGAGGGAAGGGCUACAGGGUUGUGUUACCGGCCGCGGCCAGUGCUGGGGGUAACAAAGACGUCCUCUACAUAGCCCUUGCGAGGAAAUCCUGCGGAAACGUCCUCUACUUCACUUACUUGUCCUCGCCUAGAGUUUUCAGUAUCAAAGUUUGCUACUUGCAAAGUGGGCAAGCCAAUGGGGCAAUUGUCGACGUGGGGGCUAAGCCUCCCGGGACUAGGAUCGUGCUUCUGGGGACUGAUAAUGGAGCUGCCAUCUUCUUCAGAUACAAGGGAGAGUCGGAUAUUUACAUUUGGAAUACUGAUACUGCCUUCAAACCUGAGAAUUUCCUCUUGGUACAAAAGGGUGGGGAGUGCAGGUUGUCGACUCAGGUGGUACCAGGAUAUAAGAGACUUAUGUGGGCUAUUGAGAGCAAUUUCCAUGAUUAUAUUUCCAACACUGUGGGCUGUUUGGGGGCGAGCAUGGCUGUGCAUCCGCUUAUCAAAACAUGCGAUUAAGAAUGUUGAAAAGCUUGCUGUGAUUGGUUAUUAAAUGGUUAUUAAAUUAAA
Messenger RNA from Tribolium madens (black flour beetle), 1307 nucleotides. RefSeq names its product protein yellow. NCBI's taxonomy places the organism in Eukaryota, Metazoa, Arthropoda, Insecta, Coleoptera, Tenebrionidae. The record is from RefSeq and is a predicted model, not a curated record. Gene Ontology annotation, cellular component: extracellular region. The transcript has a single exon. Bases 135 to 1256 code for a protein of 373 amino acids.